Messenger RNA from Fusarium venenatum, 738 nucleotides. RefSeq lists its product as uncharacterized. The record is from RefSeq and is a predicted model, not a curated record. Lineage: Eukaryota; Fungi; Ascomycota; Sordariomycetes; Hypocreales; Nectriaceae.
AUGGAUCCUCCUCUAACUCUAUUCGUCCUCUCAUGGGGUGUCUACCCCCGGCGAGUUCUCAUCUACCUUGCCGAGAAGAAUAUUCUCAACUCACCACUUAUUAAGACCAUCGAAGCCACAGUUGACAACGGCAAAUUAUCCGCUCCUGGAAAACCAAGCGGCACGGCACCUAUGCUACGGCUUCCCGGUGAGACAUUCAUUAAACAGUCAAUCGCGAUUAUCGAGUACUUUGAGGAGAUCUGCCAUCAUCCCGAAGAGCCUUGGCAGGUGGAGCUUGCAAAGCAAGCCAACGGUACUAUGCUCGGAGAAUCAGCAGCAGAAAGAAGUCGAGUGCGAGACAUGCUAUCUCUUGCGGACGAGAUCACCAGUCAAUUCAGCUUCGCUUGUCACAAAGGCACUGCCUUAUUCCAGCAGUUUGAACAACCCCAUCCUCUCACAGCAAAGCUCAUUCUUGAGUAUUGCCGCAAGAAUCUACGAGUAUUGAACAAGUACUACGAACAUGAUCCGCGCUUUGACUGUGCUAGCGAUGCAAGGGUCAACAUUGCCGAUUGUGUCUUGUACUCGGUCUUGCGUUACGCCAAAGACUUGUACAGUAUGGAUCUCCUGGCUGAAUGCGAUUUGUCUGGCUUACAAGCUUUUUAUGACUGGUUUGGCAAGAGAAAGAGUGUUCAGGUGGACGAUGAUCACUUUCCGGGAUGGAUCAAGGAAUUGGCUAGUCAGUGGCUUCCUGUCGAGUAA